Anopheles funestus (African malaria mosquito) is the source of this 557-nucleotide messenger RNA. RefSeq names its product MIEF1 upstream open reading frame protein. The record is from RefSeq and is a predicted model, not a curated record. The transcript has 2 exons. The coding region runs from base 268 to 480 and encodes 70 amino acids. Lineage: Eukaryota; Metazoa; Arthropoda; Insecta; Diptera; Culicidae.
CGGUUUUUCCCUUCCUUCAUCCCCUCCUCUCUUCCUCUAACCGGACGUUACACUGCACGCUGCCUAAAAUAAUGUAUAACCGCCAUAUUUGUAUUGUAUGUCUCUGGGCAAGUAACGCACGCAGCCAAAUUUCUUUCACCGCUGCAUGCUUUAAACGUCAUUCGUAUGGCGUUCGGUAAUAAACAAACUGCGUCUCGGAAGAGAUUGGUUUUGAGGGUUCGUGCAUUUCAUUCUGCGUAGAGAAAGCGCGUGCUUUUGGUAGAUAAAAUGAACGUACCGGCCACCUCGAAACGGCUGGUGCUUUCUUUAUAUCGUGAUUUGCUUCGUUACGGUACCCAGCUGCAGCAUACCGAUCAGGAAUACUUUCUCGCUCGAAUAAGGCGCGAAUUUCGCCAGUCGGCGUCGCUGACCGAUCCGAAGGAGAUAGAAUUUUCCUACAGGCGAGGACGCGCUCUUCUGGAUCGUGCACGCGUCAUAUAGUAUCAUGCACAGCUUGCUUCGAUUUAUUAGCCCCAUAUCUGCUGUACACUCGAAGGUGAUGUUUCCAUUGUUACCAU